This is a messenger RNA of Phragmites australis (common reed), 1309 nucleotides long. RefSeq lists its product as uncharacterized. Gene Ontology annotation, molecular function: calcium ion binding. Bases 306 to 851 code for a protein of 181 amino acids. The transcript is spliced from 5 exons. The record is from RefSeq and is a predicted model, not a curated record. Lineage: Eukaryota; Viridiplantae; Streptophyta; Magnoliopsida; Poales; Poaceae.
GUCUGGUCGCGCCCCUUCUGUUCUCCUCUUUCAACGGACCGCACGAGGGCGCUGCCUAGUUCUCGUCUCCAACGACGCCACCGCCAGUUCCAGGACAAUUCAGAUCAGGAUAAAUAACCAACCAAUCAGCCGCGUCGCGCGCCCUUCGGUUCCACCAAGAAGAGCAGCUGCGGCCGCGGCGGCAGGGCAAGAGGAGAGAGGAGAGGGAAGGGUAGGAAGGGAGCCAUGGGCAACGCGUCGUCGAUGCUGACCCAGUACGACAUCGAGGAGGUGCAGGAGCACUGCAACUAUCUCUGUAACGAGCCAUGGGCGAUACCUUCGAUCUCUCAAAAUUUGGUGUCCUCUUUUCAAUCGUUCGCUCGUUUGGUGAUUGGUGUUGGGUUCUUGAAACAGUCUCGCAGCAGGAGAUCGUGUCGCUGUACGAGCGGUUCUGCCAGCUCGACCGCAGCGCCAAGGGGUUCAUCUCCGAGGACGAGUUCCUCUCCAUCCCAGAGUUCUCCCUCAACCCACUCUCCAAGAGGCUGUUACGUAUGGUUGAUGGACUAAACUUCAAGGAUUUUGUUGCCAUUCUUUCUACUUUCAGUGUGAAGGCCAGUCUUCGGCAAAAGAUCGAGUUGAUAUUUAAGGUUUACGACAUUGAUGGCAAGGGGAAAGUAACCUUCAAGGACCUGCUAGAUGUUUUACGGGACCUAACAGGGUCAUUCAUGUCCGAGGAACAAAGAGAGCAAGUAAUAACUAAGGUAUUGGAAGAAGCAGGGUACACGAGGGAUUGCACACUAUCUGUAGAAGAUUUUAUCCAGAUUAUCGAUCAUCCUGGCCUGAAGAUGGAGGUGGAAGUACCAAUCGACUAGUGAAAACGCUGCAGAUUUUAUCAAAUGAGAAUGCAAGCUCUGGUUUUGCCUGCAGAACACGCUGUUGAUAAAUGAUAAUUGUUAGUAUAAUCCUGGUGUAGUUUAAUCUUUUUGCCGGUGGUACUGUAGCAACAAUAUGCCGGUUUUGUGCCCCGUACGUUCCACUGUAUCAACAGUAAGUUUGUUACUGUAGUAACAAUAAGACGUUUACUGCACCUACGGUAUGUCGGUUUGGAGCCUAUAUAAUGGGCUGCACCCCUAGUUGAGCUCAGGGAAGAGCUUCGGAUGCUCUGGAUGAGCUUCACCUGUUAGAAGCUGUUAGCAACUAUAAGUUUUUGCUGGCAGUCAGAAAACAUCAUGUGUCUAGUGUGUGCUUGUGUGUUUGUGAUUCCAACAAUAAUCAGUAGGACAUGUAACAAGACAAUGAGCAUUCACUUAUGUUUUCCUUUUUGUUACUA